CAAAAGAAUCCGUUAUUAGCAGAGCUAGUGGGUGCUCUGCAUGCUUAUUUGAUAUGGAGAUUGACUAGCUGCUGUACACUGUAUAUAAUAAAGUCAAAUAGUCAUGAUGUUACUACUGAGGGGUUCAGCAUGGCAGAGAAUACUAUCAGUAAGAUAGUGGAAGAUCUGCUUAUAGCUGACUCUGAGAAGGAAGCUGUGUCUGAACAUAACUCAGGGCUGCUGUUUGCCCAUAUGUAUGUGAAGAAAGAAUUGCAUCGAAGGAUGGAGUUGCUUGACAGUAAAAGACCUAAGAAGAAAAGAACUAGUGCAAAAAAGGGUGGGGAGAAAGAUGACCCAGUCUCAGAAUCUGAGGAAAAAGGGCAGAGUCCUUCCAGCCCUCAGACCAGAGACAAUAGCAAGGAAUAUUCUCCACUGGUAAUUCCCGGUACAGUUAAAGAGGAAUUGUCUGAAACUGAGGAAUUUUCUGACACUGAAGAUGUCAGCACUAGGGGUUCUUCACCACCAGCAAGGAAGCGUACUGCUGAAGAAAUAGAUAUUGAAAUCAAAGAAGAGGAAAUUGAUGAUUUUGAAUUCUUCCCGUGCGAUGUUUCACCAAAGGACCAUGAUGAGGAAGAUGAUGAUGAUACUGAUGAGGAGGAGGAUGAGGAUUAUGAACUUAAAGAUGAUGAGGCCCUGGUGAUUGAUGAGGACUAUGCACCAACAGCCUCAUCAGAAGAAUCUCUUAUGCCUCAGCUCUUACAACACUUGUUAGCAUCACCUAGUUCUGCUUUAUCUGUAGACGAAGUUAAAUCAAGAGAAUUUUUGGCAUCUAGGUUAUUGAUGAACAUUGCACAAGGUGCUACGCUCUCAGAAGUGUCCAGACUAGCUGCUAAUGAGGCCAGUCCGCUUGAUCUGCGGUUAACAUCAAAAUCUGGGGAUGUGGCUUUUAUUCCCAUUGCUCCUAAGAUUGAUAUCUUAAAAUUACAACAGAAUGCAAAAGCAGCCGCUCUUUUGUUAGAUCAUCCAUGCAAGUCCCCUUUACAGCAGAAUACAGAAUCAGAUGCUCUUUUAUUAGAUAGUCCAUGCAAGUCUCCUCUAUCAGGUUCACCACCAUUAAAAGAAUCUAGCAGCUCAGUGAUGACGGAUCAGGAACUAGUUUCACUCACUGUUAGAGAAUUGAACAGGAGAAUUUGCCGUCUUCCAAAAGCUCUGCAGAACGACCUGAAGAGGAGGAGACGAACCUUAAAGAAUCGUACCUAUGCACAAAAUUCCCGCACAAAACGCACUCAGUAUCAGCAACACCUUAAGACAAUCAUCAAACAUCUUCGUAAAGAAAACAGUGAAACUAGAGAAGAAGUGAAUCGUUUGAGUCAGCAGAUUAUUUUAUAUAAGUCAGAAAAUACAUUGCUUAAAGAUGAUAUUUUGAAUUUAAAGAUACAGCUAAGAACUACCUUGAAUGAAUUAGAGAGGGUUAAGCAGCAAAGUAGUAGGUGCCACAAGUGUAAAAGUGCAUGUCCUGAUGCAGUAUUAGAAAAAGAUCAGCCUGAGUCAGCAAGUGAAAUUCCUACAGAGCUUUCAUCAGAAGAUACCACUGAAGAUUGAAUCCUUGAUACAGUAUACAUUGAGAAACCAGAACACAAAAAAAUUCAUGGAGAAGAUUGGAAGAAAAUAAGGAGUGAAUAGUACUCAUUUUUGUAAUCUGUGGUAAUAUUACUGUACUGUACUACCAUUUCAGCAGUAAGGAUUAUGUUGACCUGUAAAACCAUUUCUGGUAUAUUGAUAUUCCCUUCCCACUUUCCUAUUAUAGAAUUUAUUGAUAUCUUGAUUUUCCUUGGGAUAUCUAUUGUAAUAAACAAGUACUAUUUUGUUUGUUUGUCUUACAAGAAUUAUUAGAGAAAGCUUGUGCCUUUAUGAAGAGUACAGACUAUUUUGAUAUCAGAGCAUAACAGAGAGCUUAUUUAUUUUCGUGAAAGUAUCUAAUACUUAGAAUGAAUGACCAAAGUAAAUUAUACAGUAUUAGUCAAGACUUGUUCCAAGGCAUCUUUUAGAAUAAUCAGUGGUUAAGAUUAUAUUUGAGUUUUUUUGUUUUUUAUGCACAUUUCACCAACUACAUGCAUCAAAAUCUUAUAUAGGGAGUGUUUUUAAGUAUCUAAUAAUGAUUGUUAUGUAGUUUCAGUAUGUAUCCCAGUACCUGUUGACAUAUCACAGGUGUUGAAAAUGCCACAUACCAUAAAAAGUCAGCAAAAUUUGUUAUCUUGAUCACUCAAUAUAGUAUGAUGGUUAGCUUGUUUGCCCCCUGUCACCUCUCUCAGAAAUUUGGCAAAUGAUUACCAGUCUGACUUUCAAGCAAAAUUAUGGAUAUUAGCAUCUUUUCAUUUUAUGAAGUAAUAGAUAAGUUAUAAUUAGAUAUGACACAAGGAAUUAUGUAGUGUAUGUAUACAUAUACGUAACAUGGAAUUUAAUAGUUAUUAGGUUUAUGUUCCUGACCCCCAAGAAUUAGCACCAAAGAAUUGAAAAUAAUAUUAAAUUGCAAAUUAAAGUUCAAACACUUAGUACAUGACUGAUUAGAUAAAAUAAAUACACAGAAUAAAACUUGUCCAAAGACUGCUUAAACUCGAGCUUUCUCUCCUGAGAACUAAGUAUAAUACUGAAAUAAAAAGAACUACAAACUCAAGAUAUACAUUAGAUCAUGUAGAACAUGACCCAAGGGAAUACCUGGGAUCAGGGCACUGUUGAUUAGACAUGGUUUGGAUUUUAAUUGCUGAAGUGGGCACUAAAUAUAAAUACAAGCAUACUAUAAUUACAUACCUCCUUGUGAUAGGGCAUAGUCUUGCAGAAUAGAUUACCAGAGUUAUUGAGUAAAGAAAACUGCAACAGAAUGAAUGAAUGGAUGACUAGAACAUUAGGGUAACCCAGGGAUUUUGUAGAACAUACAGCAAGUGGCAAUACUGUUAAACGUACUGUUGAAUUCAUAUUGCUUCUGACAUAAACCUACCCCAUAUAUCUUUUAGUAGUGUUUUUGCUUUUGUUAUCAUUCAAAGGUGUUUUGAUGAUGAUAAACCUCCAUACUUGUAUUGAAAAAACCUCCAUAUUUGUAUUGAAACAAGGUUGAAAACCAACGAAACAUUAUACGUGGAAGGUUGAUAUGAUUAAUCUUAAAUAGGAUCUAACAUAUUCAUUCAUUAAGAACAACCUUUCAUGCCAGCUGUAUGAUUCAAUGUGAAGAGUGCACUCUGAUUGAACUAUUUAAGGUACGUAUUAAUAAUCUGGCGUAAUGAAUCAUUACUCUUCUCUCUAACAUAAUACCUUGGUGUGUGUGUUGUGUGUGUGUGUGUGUGUAUAUGUGCAUACUUGCACAUGUGUUGGGGGUGUGGGUGGGAGGAAGAGAGCCUGAAAAAUUGGAAGGCAUCUGCUGUGCAGGAUGUCAAGUACGUAGGGGUUAAAGUAAUUUACCAGAUCACAGGGCUCAGCUCUUAGGGUCUUAAAAGGCAAGGACUAAAAGAAGCAAAUUUAUUUGCUUGACAAGAAAGAUUUGAGUGGGUCCAUUACCAAGGUCACCUAAUUUACAACGUAGCAGUCUGCAACCUGUUAUUAAUGAAUUAUUCUUAAAUUUGUAAAUUUCAAGAAAUUCUAUAUUUUCCUUCAUAACUGUAAAUCAAUAGAGACAUUUUGCAUCACUGUUGAUUGCUGUAAAGCAAAAGGCAUUGACAGUAAUGUACCUCUGUAGGCAUUGGUGUUUUUCAGCAGGUUUGAAUUACUUAUGUGUAUUGGUAGUGAUAUUUCUGUAUAUUUUUUUAAUAAUUGCGUCUGCGUCUGAUGUAUUUUAAUACUGUAUUGUCAUUGGCAUUUGUUGUUUGAUACCUCAGAAUCUACCCCCAAACCAAAUUAGGAAAAUAUUGUUAAGUGUAUGUUUGUUGCUAGAGAGUUUAUAUGCAACCAUUUACUUGAUUCGUCAAUAUUUCCCAACAAAAUUUGAAGAAACAAUAGCGUUGAAUGUUUCAUCAGUUUCCUGAUAGAGUGAAGGCAGUUGUUGUAAAUAUGGAAAGUAUUUACUCAGUUUGUAAAAUAUGUACAAUACUAUAUUGUAAAUUUUCUUUAGUUACAUUCAGUGUGACUGGAUGUAGUAAAGCACAUGAAAACUAGAUUACUUGGCUGCUUGAGCUCAUACUAAGAUGGUGCUAUGUACUGUUAAGACUUGACCUCAUUUGUGUAGACUUGUAAGUUGAUAGUGUAUUUAAACACAAGAUAUUUGAAAAUAUUCUGUUGCUUUCAUGUUAUAUUUUAAAACUUGUAAUGCUUGAGUAUACUGUGUAAUAUAUUUUACCUCUAAAUCAUUUAUAGAUAUAUUUUAUGUAUAUAAUUCCUUACAAGGAAAUUUUUGUAGUCAUUUAAAAGAUUAUUGUAAAUCUAGAAUGACAAUGUAAAGCUGCCUUACCGGAGAAUACCACUAAAAUUUACGUCUGCCCAUCAAAGGUUUUUACUUUGUUUCUAGACGAAGAUCAAGGUGAAAACUGUAGAAUAGAUGGUUUUAUAAAUGCUAAAAA
Macrobrachium nipponense is the source of this 4523-nucleotide messenger RNA. RefSeq lists its product as uncharacterized. Gene Ontology annotation, cellular component: nucleus. The transcript is spliced from 7 exons. Lineage: Eukaryota; Metazoa; Arthropoda; Malacostraca; Decapoda; Palaemonidae. Bases 130 to 1581 code for a protein of 483 amino acids. The record is from RefSeq and is a predicted model, not a curated record. Gene Ontology annotation, biological process: regulation of transcription by RNA polymerase II. Gene Ontology annotation, molecular function: DNA-binding transcription factor activity, RNA polymerase II-specific; RNA polymerase II cis-regulatory region sequence-specific DNA binding.